UAGAUUUUAGUUUCAAUGUAAUAUUUGCUUGGAACACAAAAGAUUAAGACAUUCUCUGUUUCGUGAUAGUGGAUGUUGUUGGAAUUCAGUCAAGUAUUCCUUCCGUUACUGAAUAUCAGAAAGCUCUUCACACCUCGAAUGCGUUGUCACCUGAGGGAAGAAGCUCUGAGGCCACUCAGCAGGCACACAUCCACUGCAGCUGGUCACAAGACAGGUGGGGAAGAGCUCCACACUCAUUUUUGAUGUCUUCUCCAGAGCAGAGGGAGUAAAACAAGGGGACAAGGAGCAAACAGCAUUUUACCAGUUAAAAGCAGCAGGAAAGAAGACGGUGGUGUUUGGCGCUUUCCGUUUGCUUGGGCUUUCUGCAAGGAAGAGGAAGAGAAGGGUGUCUUCACAGAGAGAGCAUUAAUGGCGACGAAGGGGAGCGUGAGAGAUCUGAGAAGGGAGGAGCUCAGGGGAAAGAGGGUGUUUUUGAGGGUCGAUCUCAAUGUGCCCCUGGGCGAGAACCAUAGGAUCACCGAUGACACGAGGAUUAGGGCCUCCAUCCCCACCAUCAAGUAUCUCAUGGAUGGUGGUGCCAAAGUCAUCCUCGCCAGCCACCUGGGACGUCCAAAGGGUGUUACACCCAAGUACAGUUUGAGCCCUCUUGUUCCAAGGCUAUCUGAACUUCUUGGUAUCAAUGUCGAGAAAGCCGACGACUGCAUCGGCGAUGAGGUCGCAAAGAAGGUGCUGUCCCUCCCUGAUGGAGGCGUUCUGCUUCUUGAAAACGUGAGGUUCUACCAGGAAGAGGAGAAGAACGACCCUGGUUUUGCCAAGAAGCUGGCUUCACUUGCAGACCUUUAUGUAAAUGACGCGUUUGGUACAGCACACAGAGCACAUGCUUCUACUGAAGGGGUCGCCAAGCUUCUGAAACCUGCUGUUGCAGGAUUUCUCAUGCAGAAGGAAUUGGACUAUCUCGUUGGUGCUGUUUCAAAUCCAAGGAGGCCGUUUGCUGCUGUAGUUGGUGGAUCGAAGGUGUCGACCAAAAUAGGAGUAAUCGAGUCUUUGCUUGAGAAGGUCGAUAUCCUCAUCCUUGGUGGAGGAAUGAUCUUCACCUUCUUCAAGGCUCAGGGUUACUCUGUGGGUUCUUCUCUUGUGGAGGAAGACAAACUCAAUCUUGCAACAUCACUCAUUGAGAAAGCGACGGCGAAAGGCGUGGCCCUUCUGCUGCCUACUGAUGUCAUUGUGGCUGACAAAUUUGCUCCUGAUGCAGAGAGCAAGGUUGUUCCAGCUAAAGCAAUACCUGAGGGUUGGAUGGGGCUUGAUAUUGGGCCAGAUUCAACCCAGGCAUUCUGCGACGCAUUGGAGUCUGCCAAGACUGUGAUAUGGAAUGGUCCCAUGGGAGUCUUUGAAUUCGAGAAAUUUGCCGUUGGUACACAGGCCAUUGCCAAGAAGCUUGGGGAGCUUACGGGGAAUGGUGUGACGACGAUCAUCGGUGGCGGAGACACGGUUGCUGCGGUGGAGAAGGCAGGCCUCGGAGAGAAGAUGAGUCACAUCUCCACGGGAGGGGGCGCGAGCCUGGAGUUGUUGGAAGGCAAAAUGCUUCCGGGGGUUCUUGCCCUCGAUGAUGCAGCUCCUGCAACUCACUGAGCCGCGAACGUUAUAAAAUGCGCUAUCGUGUGUGACGAACAAUGCUUGUCCGUUUUCCAGCCGGUGGCUUUAUAGCUUCAGCUUACGUUUGGUUACUGUUCUCCAAGUGCACCUGUUCCUUUUCUUUCUGUAAAUACAAAAUAAUAAAAUCCUCGUCCAAUUCCUUUUCUUUAUGUAAAUACAACUCGGAAAUACAACUCGAUAAUAUACUCAGUUUUCUUUCUUGGCAAUUUUUCGAAACCAACCUUUAACCCUGUUUUAAGAUAAAGGCAUUUGUUUGGCCACCGUGUCAUGUUUCAGAUUUUUUGACAGCAUACAUAUGUUAUUGAACACUUUUUAUCCUCAAUUGGAGUUUGAUCGAGUGGA
Messenger RNA from Nymphaea colorata (pocket water lily), 1995 nucleotides. RefSeq names its product phosphoglycerate kinase, cytosolic-like. Gene Ontology annotation, molecular function: ATP binding; ADP binding; phosphoglycerate kinase activity. Bases 409 to 1629 code for a protein of 406 amino acids. The transcript has 6 exons. NCBI's taxonomy places the organism in Eukaryota, Viridiplantae, Streptophyta, Magnoliopsida, Nymphaeales, Nymphaeaceae. The record is from RefSeq and is a predicted model, not a curated record. Gene Ontology annotation, cellular component: cytosol. Gene Ontology annotation, biological process: glycolytic process; gluconeogenesis.